AUGCCUCGCAGUCAAUCACCACGUCGUUCUUCAGUUGGCCGGGAAAGAAGUGACAGAGAAAAGUAUGAAAGGAGGAGAUCUAGGACACGGACACCACCUCACAUAAGGGAACGAGAAAGGGAACGUGAACGGUAUAGAGAUCGUGAUCGUAGAGAAAGACGUCGAUCUCCUGAGAAAAGUUCUCGUUCUUUAAGAUCUAGAUCUCGCUCGCCUGGUAGACGAGAUCCUCGGAGUGGUGAACAUGAUAGACGUGAUCCAAAAUAUGAUCGAGAACGAGAGAGAAGAAAAUCCAAAGCAGAUUCACCAAGAAAAGAAGAAGUCACAACACCGUCUGAAGGAUCUUCAAAUAAUCUCUUAGGUGAUAUUGACCCAGACGAAAAUCCCGAGCAGGCCAUGAUGGCUUUAAUGGGUAUAUCAGGAUUCUCGUCGACAAAAGGGGGUGGUUUGAAAAAUGAAUAG
Messenger RNA from Ambispora leptoticha, 459 nucleotides. The record is from the annotation of a GenBank genome assembly. NCBI's taxonomy places the organism in Eukaryota, Fungi, Glomeromycota, Glomeromycetes, Archaeosporales, Ambisporaceae.